AUGGAUAUAGGAAUCAUGAACUGCGAGGGGGGCGAGCAGGAAUGGCUGCGGCCAGCUGUACCAGCUUCUAGACCGACCGCACCAACCGAGAGCAAGAGGACACGCAUCCUCAAGCAUCGGACGUUUGCACCAAAUAGCUUCGGGCGAAGUAAAGGGGAAGGGGGGAAGGACGACAUUGAAAUCGCCAAAGACGACGAAAAAUUCCGCAACGGUCUCAAGAGAAAUAUCAUCCACCUCUCCAACCUUACAAGGGUCAAUCAGGAACAGCUGGCUCGACUCCGUGAGCAGGUGCAGACAAAAAAAUCGAGAACGAACGUGGACUACAUCAGUCCAACGUUUUCCGCACGCUACUGCCGGCUGUACAUCAAAUUUUUCGUUGGGAGUGGCGCCGAAAUGAUGCCGCCAGGAAUUUAG
This is a messenger RNA of Ectocarpus sp. CCAP 1310/34, 414 nucleotides long. Lineage: Eukaryota; Phaeophyceae; Ectocarpales; Ectocarpaceae. The record is from the annotation of a GenBank genome assembly.